AUGGUCAUCAUGGGCUACCCAUGGUUCCUCUACCAGGGCCGCGAAGAGCGCGGAAUCGACAUAGACGGGUGGCUCGACCUCGUGGCGGAGGAGAAGGCGCUGCGCAAGGAGGUCAGCAAGAUCGCGGAAAACUACGACGAGCGGCUGUGGCGCGAGCGGCAGGAGGAGAGCGAGCGGAACGAGGGUGAGCGGCGUAACGUAGAGAGAGGAGAAAUCGAAGACGGGCCUAGCGAAAAUACCAGAGGAGAGCACCGGCGAUGA
Molecule: messenger RNA, 261 nt
Organism: Postia placenta MAD-698-R-SB12
Lineage: Eukaryota; Fungi; Basidiomycota; Agaricomycetes; Polyporales; Adustoporiaceae
Exons: 3
Coding region: 1-261 (86 amino acids)
Source: RefSeq, a predicted model, not a curated record